This is a messenger RNA of Sapajus apella (tufted capuchin), 1329 nucleotides long. RefSeq names its product prostaglandin E synthase 3 (gene PTGES3). Gene Ontology annotation, biological process: telomerase holoenzyme complex assembly; prostaglandin biosynthetic process; protein folding. Gene Ontology annotation, molecular function: Hsp90 protein binding; prostaglandin-E synthase activity; protein-folding chaperone binding. Gene Ontology annotation, cellular component: cytosol; nucleus. Bases 825 to 1277 code for a protein of 150 amino acids. The record is from RefSeq and is a predicted model, not a curated record. Lineage: Eukaryota; Metazoa; Chordata; Mammalia; Primates; Cebidae. The transcript has 5 exons.
AUGCUCCUCCUCCGCCAAGAACCUCGAAUUUCCGCUGUCCCUGGACAGAGCCUCCAACCUUCAGAAAAAUGGUGAAGUGGGCCCUUUUCCACAGCACAGGCUUUUCACGUUUUUGUGGUGGAAUGUUUCCUGAGUGAGCUGAUUUACUCCCUCAAGAGUAACCAACGCUCCAUUUCAAUUCCCCACGAUCCCGACUCCGCGUCCCUCCGCCACGACCUUGCCUCCUGCUGCCAACGCAGCGGUUUCUCAGAGAAAUCGCCCAAGGCGCGUGGCCGGGCGGUUGGGCGACCAACGGUUUUUUAACGCGAGAGGAGAGCGCGGGAGGAGAGGCGGGAACGCGUAAGGACUAGCGGGGCCCGGGGUGGGGGAAGGGUGGCGGACGAAGGGCGGGGCCGGCGCCAGGAAGGAUCGCGAAGGAGCUGGGAGGCCCCGCCCUUUCCGUAGAUAUCUCUAGAAAGCCGUGCCGGAGCCCGAAAACAAGGACUGCGCACGCGCGGUGGCAAGGCCCGGGCAUUUUGCUGCGUCACCAGCCGCCGCCCGGCCUCACCACCCCUCGUUCGCACGCACGCACGUUCAUUCUCCGUCCUCGCGCCCCUUUUCCUACACUUUCCUCUUCUCCCCGACCGGAGGAGCUGCUCUUUCCGCGCGGUGCAUUCUGGGGAGCUAGGUCGAGCCCGCCGCUACCGCCGUCGCCUGAGGGAAGCGAGAAGAGGCCGCGACCGGGGACAAAACGCGGAGUCGCCACCGGAGAGAAGUCGACUUAGCAGCAGCCGCCGCCGGAGAGGCCCGCCCACCCGUUCGCCCGUCCCCCUGCCCCGUUCACAAUGCAGCCUGCUUCUGCAAAGUGGUACGAUCGAAGGGACUAUGUCUUCAUUGAAUUUUGUGUUGAAGACAGUAAGGAUGUUAAUGUAAAUUUUGAAAAAUCCAAACUUACAUUCAGUUGUCUUGGAGGAAGUGAUAAUUUUAAGCAUUUAAAUGAAAUUGAUCUUUUUCACUGUAUUGAUCCAAAUGAUUCCAAGCAUAAAAGAACGGACAGAUCAAUUUUAUGUUGUUUACGAAAAGGAGAAUCUGGCCAGUCAUGGCCAAGGUUAACAAAAGAAAGGGCAAAGCUUAAUUGGCUUAGUGUGGACUUCAAUAAUUGGAAAGACUGGGAAGACGAUUCAGAUGAAGACAUGUCUAAUUUUGAUCGUUUUUCUGAGGUAAGUUCCUUUAAAUGGAUCUCUCCCCACUCCAAGUACACAGUACAUGUUUAUAUAGUCAAUUUAAUUUGGUUUUAGGCACCUAUAGUAUUCAUGAUGUUUGUUAUUUUUUAGGCCAUUUUGCAGUAGC